This is a messenger RNA of Solanum pennellii, 1779 nucleotides long. RefSeq lists its product as uncharacterized. The transcript is spliced from 4 exons. NCBI's taxonomy places the organism in Eukaryota, Viridiplantae, Streptophyta, Magnoliopsida, Solanales, Solanaceae. The record is from RefSeq and is a predicted model, not a curated record. The coding region runs from base 1 to 1779 and encodes 592 amino acids.
AUGAAAAGAAAAGCUUUAGGUUUAGCUGAUUCUAAAAUCAGGCCAGUUUCCGGGAACAAGGAGCCUCCUGUUAGUUCUGCUUCUGUUAUUGGAGCUAGUGAGCAAGAACUUAACUGUUCCAUCUCAUCAAUACAUCCUAGACUACGAUACAAGUCUGCAAAUGUGCUUCGUCAUAGUCUUGGUAGUACUUUACGAGACUCCAACAGUGUUAGUCCAAAUUCAAGUUUGUUGAAAAAUCGGGCAUUGGAUAGAAACAUGAUUUCCCCUACUCAUAGAACUGUUGAGUCGGAACCUGUUGUAGAAACCUCGGUACAAGCUAAUGCUGGAACUGCAGUUCGUCCAGCUGGAACAUUUGAGGCUAAUGUAGAUCUGCAGUCUAUUGAAUUGUCAACUACGGGAUUACUUGAGAUAAAACCAAUGAAAUGUGAACCGAUCCAAGACGUGAGUGGUGGGGACUUAUCUACUCUGUCUGAUAUUGCUGCUAAAGAAUGUUAUGGUUAUGAUUAUGAAUUUGCUGAUCAUUAUUCUUUUGCGGGAAGUGUUAGAGAGGACGAUGUAUAUGAAGAUGGUGAGAUCCGAGAACCUAUGAUGCAGUCGAUUGCAGAAGACCUAAUUGCAAAUGUGCAGGAGGGAUGUGAAAAGGAUGUCUUACGUAUCGGACCAUCUGCUAGGAGCAGAGGAGCUGUAAAGAAUGCUAACGAGACUAAUAACGAGUAUAUUGGAAGAUCUGAUAUGUCAUCAAUAGCCCUUUCAUCUUUUCAAAAUGCCGAAACACCUGUUUAUCUCAGGUAUAGGUAUAUGGAGGAGGAGGAACUCCAUAUACGAAGGAAUAGAGAUGAAAUCUAUGGUUAUGGUCCUAAAUUUGUGCGAGAUAGGUUUCAGGACCGUUCAUUUGGUAGCUCAAGGGGGGACUUCAUACAUGGAAGAGGGAGGGGCUGGGGCCGUGGCCGGUAUUUUGUGCCAGAUUUUGAAAGGUUUGGAGGUGUUGCUGAUUAUCCCUUUAGACAUAAACGUACAGCUUUUGAAUCUGCAAAUGGCUAUGAUGUUGAUGCCUUUGGUACUAAUAAGAGGAGGAAGCCAUUAAAUGAUGACUUGCCUUCAUUACGACAUCCACCUGCACGUCGACAGUCCCCCAACAGAAGAGAAGAUGCUGCCAUGAUGGGCACUCAAAGGCUUCGUAGAGCUCCCAGGAAUAUCAGCCCAAGAAAAUGCACUGAUAAAGAUGGCUUUGCGUAUGUUGGUAUUCGACAUGGUGAGAAGUUCAAUAGAGACUUUCCAGCUGAUAGGCACAAGCAGUCUAAGUAUAGUCAUUUGGCUCAGGGUGAUACAGAGUUUACAGCGAUGCAGAGAAGCGGUUUACCUCGAAUGAGGUCAAAAUCUCCUAUUAGGUCCCAUACUUGGUCCCUUCCUCCGAGGAGAUUGACGGAAGAAUUGAAUGGUCGUCAAGAUUUAUCUCAGCACAGGUCUCUGGUUAUGUACAGGGAAGAUAGAACGAGGCCGUCUUCACGAACUUCUUUUACUGAAGAAGCAAUAGCCCCUCAAAGGCGAGACCCUCCAUCUUAUAGUGCUCAUCGUCAGAGUGAUAGGUGGGAUGUGGAUGGUGUACAGGAGUACGGGCAUCCGAGGUCUCAUUAUAACAGAGGGCGUGGACCUGAUCGGGAGAGGGCUGAUGGUGUUAGGCAAAUGAAAAAUGUGAAAGAGCAAGAAGGCGGUGGUAAUCGUAGACGGAGGCAUGAAGAAGAAUUUGAUGGCUCCAGAUUGAACAAAAGAAUAUUUUGA